Messenger RNA from Mercenaria mercenaria, 1117 nucleotides. RefSeq names its product PRKR-interacting protein 1 homolog. Gene Ontology annotation, cellular component: nucleolus. Gene Ontology annotation, molecular function: double-stranded RNA binding; protein kinase binding; protein kinase inhibitor activity. The transcript is spliced from 6 exons. The record is from RefSeq and is a predicted model, not a curated record. Lineage: Eukaryota; Metazoa; Mollusca; Bivalvia; Venerida; Veneridae. Gene Ontology annotation, biological process: negative regulation of protein kinase activity. The coding region runs from base 54 to 791 and encodes 245 amino acids.
CGAUUGAGGCAAAAUCAAACAUUUUCAUAGAACCAGGCAGGAAUUGCACCAACAUGGCCGACAAAAGUCAGGAAAACGCUGAAAAACCAAUUGUUGUGGCAAAAAAUGCAGCUGAACUGCAGAAAAUAAGGCUGGAGAAGCUUAUGAGCAAUCCAAGUAAGCCAGUUCAUAUCCCAGAGAAAUCAAAGGACUACAAGCCCAGAGAUCCACUGGAGUUCAUCAGAAAUAUAUGGGGUUCCAGUGCAGGUGCUGGUAGUGGUGAUUUCCAUGUAUACAGAGGUGUACGAAGGAGGGAGUAUGCCAGACAGAAGUUCAGAAAGGAGAAGGAAGAAAAGGAAGAAGCAGAUGAAGCAUAUCUUCAGAAGGUUGAGAACAACCAGAAAGCUGCAGAGGAAAGGACAGCUAAAAAGAGGGCCAAAAGGUUGAAAAAGAAACAAAAGCAGAAGAGCAAGAAACCAAAAAAGGAAGUAAAAGAGCCAUCUGAUGAUGAUGAUGAUGAUGAAGAAGAAGAUUCUGACAAUGACAACAGUGAAAGGAGAGAUAAUCCUGCAGGUGAUGAUAACAAUAGCAAAUCUCAAGAAAUUAAGACAGAAAUAAUAGAGGAAAGUGUUGGAAAUACCUCAGGAAACAUAGAAAGUGAGGUUGAGGAGGAAAGUAUUGGAAAUACAUCUGGCAAUGUAGAAAAUGAGACUGAGGUCAAGAGUGAUGAUAGUAGUUCGUCUGAAAGUGAAAGAAAAUCUGACACAGAGAAAGGCGGGUCAGAACAGAGUGAUUCAUGUCAGGAUAGAUGACCAUUGUAAAAUAUCUACUGUAUGGGAAUUUGUAAAUAAAGUGCAGUUGUACUAGAGUAAACACUGAUUGGAUGAUAAAAAAUGUUUAUUGUGCAGAGGUUGUUGCUCUAGAGAGGUUGAUUGACGAUUUACUUUGUCUCUUUGGGAAAAAAGAAGUAGGUGUUUGAACUUUAGAGGUGUCAUUAAAAGAAGUUAUACUGUAGUUUGGGGAAUGGUCACGACUCUUUAAUCUUGCAAUUUGACAGACAACAGAUUUGUUUCAUAAUUAAUAAUUCAUGCUUUGUAUAUACAUGUACUUAUAGUAAUAAAUAUUAUGGUUAAUGCUG